AUGGCUGACAGUAAGACACAAGUGCUCAUUGUGGGCGCAACUGGGUACAUUGGCGGAUCAGUUCUCUCCGAGAUACUGCGAUCUCCGGAAGCUUUCCAGCUGAGCAUUUCGGCCCUCAUCCGUCGCCCAGAACAGGCGGCGAAGCUCGAGGCAUUGGGCGUGAAGCCACUGCAGUUUGAGGGACUGGAUGACUUAGAGGCCUGCAGGGAUGCAGCUGCCAAAAAUGAUGUUGUGAUCAAUGCCGCAUCUGCCUCCCAUGACAGCUCUGCCAAGGCGCUGAUCGAGGGUCUGGCUCUGAGACAGAAGGCCACAGGAAGAGGCUCGUACUUGAUCCAUACAUCGGGUACCUCCAUUCUGGGCGACCACCCUUAUACCGCCACCGCGCAGGAGAAAGUUUGGUCCGACGAGGACAAUAUCUAUGCCAUGGAAAAAUAUUACCCUGAACGUUACGGACAGCGAGUCACCGAUGUUGCCGUUGUCGAAACAGGAUUGAGUCUUGGUGUGAAGACGUAUAUCGUCGUCCCUCCUACCAUUUAUGGAAAGGGAUCCGGUCCAUUUGCGACUCUCAGUCAACAGGUCCCCAAUCUUGCACGCUUGGCCCGGAGGCGUGGGUAUGCUGCUGUGAUUGAAAGCGGCAAAGGUAUCUGGAACCAUGUCCACAUGGACGACCUCUCCGCGUUCUACCUGCUGCUCUUCCGUGCUGUCAUUCAGAAGCAGAGCUGGCUUCCUUCUGGCGCGGAGGCUAUCUUCUUUGUUGAAAGUGGCGAACAUACAUGGCUUCAGGUUAGCCAGGGUAUUGCCGAUGCCAUGCACAAGAGGGGUCUUCUGGCGACGAACGAAGUCAAAUCAAUCAGUCUCAAGGAAGCAGCUGCGGAAAUCACCAAAGGCAAUGAGAGCCUUGUGGAGAUCACCCUGGCAUCGAAUUCGCGAGCUCGGGCUGAUUUUGCUCGUAAUAGGCUGGGAUGGAGUACCGCGCGUGGGUUGGAAGAUUUCUUGAGACAUUUUGAUGGCGAGAUAGAAGCUAUGCUGGGAGAGCUUCAAGGCUAG
Penicillium canescens is the source of this 1047-nucleotide messenger RNA. RefSeq lists its product as uncharacterized. The transcript has 7 exons. Lineage: Eukaryota; Fungi; Ascomycota; Eurotiomycetes; Eurotiales; Aspergillaceae. The record is from RefSeq and is a predicted model, not a curated record. The coding region runs from base 1 to 1047 and encodes 348 amino acids.